Messenger RNA from Sodiomyces alkalinus F11, 1002 nucleotides. RefSeq lists its product as hypothetical. The record is from RefSeq and is a predicted model, not a curated record. The transcript is spliced from 5 exons. NCBI's taxonomy places the organism in Eukaryota, Fungi, Ascomycota, Sordariomycetes, Glomerellales, Plectosphaerellaceae. Bases 1 to 1002 code for a protein of 333 amino acids.
AUGGAGGCUCAAGAUGGUGAUGCCUUCUUUUCGGGGUGGGAAAGCAAGGAUUGGUUCUGGGUCAGUCAAGUGUUGCGUGAGUCCAAGUCUUCAAAAGCUAGGCCCCCGUCUCACACAUCCGACAACUAUGGAUAUGAUUGGCCCCAUGACCUCAACUGGAACCCUCCUCCGGACAUCGCAUUCGGUUCGACUCCCUUCAUCCACCUCCCAACCCGGAGAGACAUGGCUUCCGAAGACGGAUCGAUCCGACUCCCCGAAUCACUUAACGAUGCCCUGAUCACUCGUUUGCCGCCUACGGCAUUUUACAUUCCAGACUUUAUCUCGGACGACCUCCGCCCAUUUCUACGAAACAAGCUAACCAUGGCUUUCGCGCAACUAUUACAGAUCGCAGAGGCCCCGAAACCCCGCUGGAAACAGCUCACCCACCGACGCCUACAGACUUGGCCCUCCGAUCUCGUACAGAACAAACUCAUCGAUGCCCCAUUACCUCCAUGGCUCGAGACUCCCAUCGUACCUCGCAUUCUAUCCCUCAGACGUAGCCGUCUCGACUCCGAUGCUGCCUGCCCCAGCGACAUGUUCUCCGAAAGCCCCCAUCAACGACCAAACCAUGUCCUGAUCAACGAAUAUCCGCCCGGAAUCGGCAUCAUGCCACACAAGGCGAGUAUCAGUCUCGGGGCAAGCCUAUGCCUGAACCUCUAUCGGAGCAAAGAGGACGGCGCCCUCGACCCAGACCCCGCCUGGAGGAUUUUUCAGGAGCCGCGGAGCCUCCUCAUCACCACCGACUCCCUGUACACCGACUACCUACACGGCAUUGCCGACGUUGGCGAGGACGUCAACCUAUCUGCCGAGACUGUGGCCAACUGGGACCUCUUGCGAUCCCCGGACAUGUUCACUGGCGGCCGCAAUGUGCGGGGAACGCGCACUAGUCUGACGUAUCGCGACGUGAUGAAAGUGACCAAGCUCGGGCCCAAGUUUUCUCUGCUUGGAAAGCCACGGCGAUGA